Glycine soja is the source of this 1733-nucleotide messenger RNA. RefSeq names its product premnaspirodiene oxygenase-like. The transcript has 2 exons. The coding region runs from base 1 to 1527 and encodes 508 amino acids. Gene Ontology annotation, molecular function: iron ion binding; monooxygenase activity; oxidoreductase activity, acting on paired donors, with incorporation or reduction of molecular oxygen. The record is from RefSeq and is a predicted model, not a curated record. NCBI's taxonomy places the organism in Eukaryota, Viridiplantae, Streptophyta, Magnoliopsida, Fabales, Fabaceae.
AUGGAGCAUCAAUUGAUCACAUUCUUGUCCUUUCUUCUAUAUUCACUAAGUUUCAUCCUUUUUCUUUUCCAGAUUUUGAAAGUGGGAAAGAGAUCCAAAGUGAAAACAAUGAACCUUCCCCCAGGGCCAUGGAAGUUACCUAUCAUUGGAAGCAUACACCACAUGAUUGGCUUUCUACCCCAUCACCGUUUGAGAGAGCUAGCCCUAAAACAUGGCCCUCUCAUGCACCUAAAACUUGGUGAGGUACCAGCCAUUGUGGUUUCUUCUCCAGAAGUUGCCAAAGAAGUGAUGAAAACCUAUGAUUCCAUCUUUGCUCAAAGACCCCAUCAAGUUGGUGCAGACAUCAUGUGCUAUGGUUCCACUGAUAUUGCCACUGCACCAUUAGGAGGCUAUUGGAAGCAGCUUAGAAGAAUAUGCUCACAAGAGCUUCUUAGCAACAAACGUGUGAGGUCAUAUCAAUCAAUAAGAGAAGAAGAAGUGCUGAAUUUGAUGAGACUUGUUGAUGCCAACACUAGAUCUUGUGUGAACCUUAGUGAGAAAGUGUCUUGCAUGACAAGUGCCAUCACUGCUAGGGCAACUUUCGGUGAAAAAUGCAAGGACCAAGAAGAUUUCAUUUCCCUUGUCAAGAAACUUCUGAAACUUGUCGAACGUUUAUUUGUUUUUGACAUUUUCCCUUCUCACAAGUGGCUUCAUGUGAUCAGUGGGGAGAUAUCUAAACUGGAGGAGUUGCAGAGAGAAUAUGAUAUGAUCAUUGAAAACAUCAUUAGAAAGGCAGAAAAAAAGACUGGUGAAGUAGAAGUGGAUAGUCUCCUCUCUGUUCUUCUAAAUAUUAAAAAUCAUGAUGUCCUUGAAUAUCCUUUGACAAUCGACAACAUCAAAGCUGUAAUGUUGAACAUGUUUGGUGCUGGAACUGAUACAUCAUCAGCAGUUAUAGAAUGGACCAUGUCAGAGAUGCUGAAAAACCCUAGAGUAAUGACCAAAGCUCAAGAAGAAGUUAGAAGAGUAUUUGGUAGCAAAGGAUACACCAACGAAGCAGCACUUGAAGACCUAAAGUUUCUGAAAGCAGUAAUCAAAGAAACACUUAGAUUGCACCCUCCUUUCCCUCUUCUUCUUCCAAGAGAAUGUAGAGAAACUUGUGAGGUCAAAGGGUACACAAUACCUGCUGGGACCAAAGUGAUAGUGAAUGCAUGGGCUAUUGCAAGAGACCCUAAGUAUUGGUCUGAAGCAGAAAAGUUUUAUCCAGAGAGAUUCAUGGAUUCUCCAAUUGAUUAUAAAGGUUCCAAUCAUGAACUCAUACCCUUUGGUGCUGGAAGGAGAAUAUGUCCUGGCAUUUCUUUUGGUGUAUCUAGUGUUGAACUUUGUCUUGCACAGCUACUUUACUAUUUUAAUUGGGAACUGCCAAAUGGAAACAAGGAAAACGACUUGGAAAUGACUGAAGCUUUGGGGGCCUCUUCAAGAAGGAAAACGGAUCUGGUCUUAGUUCCCAUUUCUUACAAUCAUGUUCCUGUUUCAUAUAUAAGACCUUAAAAGUUUUAGUCACUGUGAAGGCAGUAAAUUUAUGUUAGGAAGGAAAAAAAGGUGUUUUUUAAUCCUUAUAUUUUGGAUUAAAUGUGACAAAAAAAUAUGAAGAUUAAAAACACAUUUUUUUUUCUUUCUUUUAUGUUACACCGAUGAUUAAGCUAUUGUGUGUGAGGGUGCCAAUAAAUUAAAUGGGAACUUGAUAUCUUUGUAAA